AUGUCAACCUCAGAUCAAAAUAAAAAUCUAGAAGAGAUCCAAACUCCGGUCCUCGUUGUCGGAGGUAGCUUGGUGGGACUCAAUGCAGGACUGUUUUUGUCAUUCUGGGGGGUCCCGAAUAUUGUUAUUGAGAAACAUGAAGGAUCGUCGUCCCAUCCUAGGGCCAUUGGAUACACUGAACAUACAAUGGAAUUUUUUAGCAGUGUAGGAAUUAUCGAUCAAAUUCCUCAAGUUGAACGAGGAGUUCGCCUUCGUCGAGCUUCUUGUUUCGAUUUGUCAAGCGAGUGGAUUGAGAAAACAUCAUGGGCAGGCAAAAAAAAAGUUGAUUCGUCUUACCAAGAAUUUUCGCCCUUCACAGGUGCUGCUAUUGCACAAGACAAAUUAGAACCCAUUUUGCGCAAGCGGGCAAUUAAGCUGGGAUGUGAUCUUCGUCAAAAGACCAUUUUAUUGAGUUUUGAGCAAAAUGACAAGGAGGUCAUUGCCAUAGUGUUAAACAAGAAAACGGGCCACUCUUACAAAAUCAGAGCUCAGUACAUGAUCGCAGCGGAUGGGGGGAAAAGUUCUAUUCGCGAAGCACUCCAGCUUCCUUGCAAGGGCAGGGGCUAUAUGCAAACCAUUUCAAGUGUUCUUUUCCGGUGCCCUGAGGCAGAUGAAGUACUCUCAAGAGGAAUUUUGCAAUUCGAUAUUGACCAACCAGAUCUCAAAGCCUUCUUGACCACUUAUAACGACGGAAGAUGGGCACUUAUGUUUAGGGAUGGGGUACAGAGAAAUUCGAAAGAGCUUCUAGAUGGCAUCAAAAAGGCACUGGGUCAAAGUGAUGCAAACAUAGAGAUCAUCACCACCGGCCAAUGGGAUCUAAGCGCAUCCAUCUGUGAAAGCUACUCUAAAGGCCGUAUUUUCCUUGCCGGCGAUUCUGCACAUGCAUUACCACCUACGCGAGGUGGCUACGGUGCAAAUACCGGCAUUGACGACGUUCAUAAUUUGGCUUGGAAGCUGAAGUUGGUUCUCGACGGAAAAGCUUCUCCUUCCCUUCUAGACACAUACUCUGCCGAAAGACAACCCAUCGGCUGGCUCAGACAUCAGCAGACUUUUGCCAGGCCGGACUACGCUGCAUUUGCAGAAGGAUGGGCCUCUGGUGAAGAUAUCAUUGACGACGCCGGAAUGGAAUUGGGUCAAUUGCAUAUUUCCAAAGCUAUUUGUAGUCCAGACGACGUGAAAACUAAAGCGAAAAGACCUGACUUAUGGCAUGGACAACCUGGCGUUCGAGCGCCGCACGCGUGGGUAAAAAAGGAUGGAAAAGAUAUCUCAACGAUUGAUCUUUUCAACAAGCGGUUUGUCGUCCUUACCCAAAAUGAAGAAUGGCGGGCUGCGACUGAAACUGUCAGCGCGUCGUUACAGCUCCCAAUUGAUUUUUACCUGGUUGGCAAAGAUAUUGUACUUUCCGAUGACGCCGAGUUUGUGAAGAAAUUUGGCGUGGGUCAAUUUGGAGCUACUCUUGUGAGGCCAGACGGUCUAGUGGGCUGGAGGGCAAAACAUGAAGAAGAGAAUAGUUUGCGCUCAUUGCAGAAAGCUUUCAAUCAAAUUUUAAAUCUUUAG
This is a messenger RNA of Lachancea lanzarotensis, 1596 nucleotides long. Its product is annotated as LALA0S15e01486g1_1. Gene Ontology annotation, molecular function: FAD binding. NCBI's taxonomy places the organism in Eukaryota, Fungi, Ascomycota, Saccharomycetes, Saccharomycetales, Saccharomycetaceae. The transcript has a single exon. The coding region runs from base 1 to 1596 and encodes 531 amino acids. The record is from RefSeq and is a predicted model, not a curated record.